Clavispora lusitaniae ATCC 42720 is the source of this 450-nucleotide messenger RNA. RefSeq lists its product as uncharacterized. Lineage: Eukaryota; Fungi; Ascomycota; Pichiomycetes; Serinales; Metschnikowiaceae. The record is from RefSeq and is a predicted model, not a curated record.
AUGUUCAGAGCGACUACCCGUGCCGCCAAAAGUGGAUUCAGAAGAUUCUACUCUGCUGACCAUCAUCAGGCGCCAGCUUCGACACAAAAUGAAAUCGAUGCCACAAAAGUGUUUGGUGUUGCCUUGUUGGCUGGCGUUUCGUUAUAUUUUUACAGAAGCACCAAGGAACCAGUUAUAAAGACUCCAUUGUACCAGCAACAGGAUGACCGUGUUCAGUUGAGGAACGAAGCAUACUUGAAAAAAUACAAGAGCUCUUUUAUCAAAACUUUCAUCAGAGACAAAGGUGGUAUCGGCCAGAGACAAUACAGAAGAGAAGUUAUUGGUGCUGCUCCAACCAACUUAAUUCCGGCCGCCUCUCCAUACGGUGAGCAGUUUGGUGCCUCCAUCAAGACCGACAAGUUGGGUCCAAGAAAGGAAAGAACCAGAUACUUUGCUCCAUUGGAGAACUAA